Molecule: messenger RNA, 1393 nt
Organism: Galleria mellonella (greater wax moth)
Lineage: Eukaryota; Metazoa; Arthropoda; Insecta; Lepidoptera; Pyralidae
Product: homeobox protein GBX-2-like
Exons: 3
Coding region: 153-1148 (331 amino acids)
Biological process (GO): regulation of transcription by RNA polymerase II; regulation of nervous system development
Cellular component (GO): nucleus
Molecular function (GO): DNA-binding transcription factor activity, RNA polymerase II-specific; RNA polymerase II transcription regulatory region sequence-specific DNA binding
Source: RefSeq, a predicted model, not a curated record
UAUGCCGCGACGACAGCACGCGUGCGUGGCGCCCUAACAAAAUUUGAAUUUAGAACAGUAGUGUUGUGUUUUUAAAACAUCGAAUUGUUAUGCCAUAGACAGUGGAAAAAUUAAAUAGAACAAAUUUUAUUUUUUAAUAUCAAUCCAGUGCAAUGGAAUCUGAAAUAGGAGAAACGCAGACCCAGAAAAAAGCACCUAAACCGUUCUCAAUAGAAUCUAUAAUAGGCACGGAUAGAAAAUCGCCCGAUAUCGACAUAGAGAAUAACCUGUCGGAACAUUCUAGAAACUCAGACGAAGAUGACACAGAACGGUUAGAAGAAUUGAACCGGAUGCGUUAUUAUUUUAACGCGCCAUUCCUGCAGCAGAGUGGUGUUAGUUUCCCUUUUUUAUUGGGCUACCAUGAACCGUGGUUAACAAGGGUUCUUAACUCUGGCCAGAGUGCAGCUGUGACGGAGAAUAAAGAAGAAGGGAAGAGAGACAGUCCGGUCAGUGUUGGUAGUGAGGUGGAAAGCGACGGCGGCGAAGAUAAUACACCAGGAAACGACUCUGAGCCCGACCUCGAGGACUCCAGCACAGACACGCCGCGGGAGACCAGCAAAGCUCGACGAAGAAGAACCGCCUUCACAUCCGAGCAACUGCUGGAGCUGGAAAGGGAAUUCCAUGCGAAGAAAUACCUCAGCCUCACAGAGAGAUCCCAAAUUGCGUCGGCUUUGAAGCUUAGUGAAGUUCAGGUCAAAAUAUGGUUCCAAAAUAGGAGAGCGAAAUGGAAACGUGUGAAGGCCGGCCUGGCGUCCGGCAGUCACUCCGGCGGAAAAAACGGAUCCGGCACGAAAAUCGUUGUGCCCAUACCGGUUCACGUGAACCGAUUCGCGGUACGAACCCAACACCACCAGAUGGAGAAGCAAAACGGACUACAAUACAGACUAGACAGAACUCAGCCGUUACCGGGGAGUCUAUUACAAUCACAAACAUCAGCCUUUCUAAGUGCAUCGAAAAUAAAUCCGCCGGAUAAUCGAGACUCGAUUUUACUCAAUCCGGUGUUGAGUCGCAACACUAUUUACGACGCGAGCAUGUCGGCUAGGUUGGCAACAAUGAGCCAAGCCGCCAAUAUGAGACAUUUCACGAAUCAAAAUGGCCGACCUAGCUAAUUUUAGGUUGUCUUUUUAGUUUUCAACGGACCAUACUAGAUUUUAGAUUAGAGAUCGUGGUAUGGACAUGAAUGGGUAUGUUAAAGACAAGAAUACAUGGAAAUAAAAAAAAAUAUUGCCAGUAUCAUGGAGCAUAUAAAGAUCUAGUGUUGCCAGAUAAUCAAGAUAAUCUGGACUGUCCUGGAAUAAUCCUACACGUUAUUGUUUCUGAUUUUAGAUAAACAAUAGCACCAAUUUGAACUUGA